UUUUUUAUUUUUUCAGAACAGUAAAAUGGGUGAAUGUCAAAUAGAAGGACCAUGUACAUCCCAAAAUGUUUCUAAUACUAUUAAACAUAUGACUGUUUCUGGAACGUAUUCUGAAAAUAAAAAUUUUCCAAAUAAACCAAUCAUCACCUCAACACCUUCAGAAAAUAAUUUUUCUUCUUUCUUCAAAAAUUGCGAUUUUUCCGAUUUUCUUUUUGAACUUUCAAUUUUCUGUAUAUUUGUUGGAAUUUUUCUUGCUGAAUUGCUUUCUUGGAAGACUGCUUUAUUUAUUUACUUAAUUAUUCGUUUGAGCAGCAAUGAUUUGGCUAGACGCAUUUUUGUUACAAUUCCGAGGGAUUUGAGGUUUGUGAAUUUAAAUUGGGGUAUUUUAAGGAAUUUUUGGACUUUGUAG
Messenger RNA from Meloidogyne enterolobii, 409 nucleotides. NCBI's taxonomy places the organism in Eukaryota, Metazoa, Nematoda, Chromadorea, Rhabditida, Meloidogynidae. The record is from the annotation of a GenBank genome assembly.